Messenger RNA from Monopterus albus (swamp eel), 3008 nucleotides. It is a transcript of the gene rgl3b, whose product is annotated as ral guanine nucleotide dissociation stimulator-like 1. Gene Ontology annotation, biological process: Ras protein signal transduction. The transcript is spliced from 17 exons. NCBI's taxonomy places the organism in Eukaryota, Metazoa, Chordata, Actinopteri, Synbranchiformes, Synbranchidae. The record is from RefSeq and is a predicted model, not a curated record. Gene Ontology annotation, molecular function: guanyl-nucleotide exchange factor activity. Gene Ontology annotation, cellular component: plasma membrane. The coding region runs from base 276 to 2540 and encodes 754 amino acids.
GCGAGAUUCAGUCCGUCCACCGUCAGACAGAUCUCACAGGACCCGGGUCUGGUCCCUGUUGGCUCGGGCGCACGGCAGCACCGAACAGCGCGCUCCGCAGGAUGGAACCGUAACGUGAGCGGACCGGUGCAUUUCUGCUGCAGACUCCAAACGAGAGGAUUAAAAAGGUUCCACUGUAUCAAAAUGCGGCUCUAGAUCCGCUGAGUCGCGAAGUGGAAACUGAACUUCGGUCCAACAUUUCCUGUCCAGAUGGAAACCAGCGCUCCUUAGCCGAUAUGGGGAAAUGGGAGUUAACUAUGAACCCGGUGCAGGAGUGGGGUGAAGAGGUCGAGGAUGGUGCAGUUUACGGGGUCACUCUGCGUCGAGAGCCUGUCACUCCUGCUUCAGACCCCAGCGAGGCAGGUCCAUGCUGCGCCUUUGUCCAGUACCGAACCUGCAAGGUGCGGCGACUGAAGGCCGCCACCCUGGACCUGCUAGUGACCCAGCUCCUGGACCCCGGCUGCCAGGAGCAGGACUAUGGCAGGAUCUUCCUGUCCACAUACAGAACCUUCACCAGCACCUCAGCGCUCAUAGAGCUGCUCUUCCACAGAGACAGCACAGCCUCAGGUCUGGACAACAGUGAACACAAAGGAAGCCCUCUGCUGGCCUUCGUCCAGACAUGGUUGGAUGAGUGCAGUGAGGACUUCAGGGAUCCUCCCCUGCACUCAGCACUCAGGCUGCUCUUGGAUCACCUGACAAUCAGCUCUGCGGUGCACGGCAACAUGCGCAGCCAGCCCAACUUCUGCUCGCUGGCUGGGCAAGCUGAGGCAUUGCUCCAGAGGUUCCGGAGAGAAGAAGCUGAGACAAAUGUGAGUUCAGGCCUGGCAGAUCUGGGACAUGAUGAGGAGGGAUGUAGCGAUGAGAAUUCAGGCUGUGAAAACUCUGUGGAUCAAGGCGGCAUCCUGGAUUUCCCAGCUGCAGCCAUUGCUGAGCAGCUCACUCGGAUGGACUCGGCUCUGUUUGUCAAAGUGGUACCGUACCAGUGUCUGGGCUGCAUGUGGUCACAAAGAGACAAGAAGGAAAACAUGUCUCCCACCAUUCGGGCCACCAUUGCACAGUUCAAUGCCAUCACCAACCAGGUCAUCAUGUCCCUGCUCUGCCAGCCUACAGACCCCAACUCCAGUCCCACUUCCCCCUGCUGGCCUCCCACGACUCCCAUGCACAGAGCCCGCAUCAUAGAGAAGUGGAUCAGAGUCGCCCAGGACUGUCGCCGGCUGAAGAACUUCUCGUCUCUCAGGGCGAUCCUGUCGGCCCUGCAGGCUAACGCCGUGUACAGGCUGAGAAAGACCUGGGCUGCUGUUGGCAGAGACAGCAUGGCCACGUUUGAUCACCUGUGGGAAACCUUCCCUGAUGAGAACUGUGUUCUGACCAACAGAGAGCUGCUGGUCGAGGACAGAGGCCAGGCCACUGAGGGUAACGUUUCUCCCCAGACGUCCAAGCAGUGUCCGGUCUCCAGACAGGUGAGUACCUCCAGUGGAGUGGUUCCUUACCUGGGCACGUACCUGACCGUCCUCACCAUGCUGGACACCGCUCUACCAGACACUGUAGAGGUGUGCACGGGCGGGCUCAUAAACUUUGAGAAGAGGAGGAGGGAGUUUGAGGUUCUGUCACAGAUCCGGAUCCUGCAGGUGUCCUGCUCCCAGUACAACCUUCCCCAUCAUCCCAGAAUUGCUGCCUGGCUGCAGGGACACAAGAUGCUCACUGACCAGGAGAGCUACGAGCUGUCCAAACAGCUGGAGCCUCCGGUGGACUCGUGCUCACCGACCUUGUGGAGCCACCGCACCCUGACACAGAAGCUGUCCAGUCUCCUGACAGUGAGCGAUGGGUCUAAGAAAGUCCCUGCUGACCAGGUCAGCGUUUCCUCUUCUGGGUCCAGUGGGUCGGAGAUGGAGGACCUGUCCUCCUCCAACUUGGCCUGUUCCAUCACGCUGCAGUCCUUCCACAGCUCUUCCAACAACAUGUCUGAGACCGUCUCUGUCUUCUCAUCCUCCUCCUGCUCCUCCUCGGCUUCUUCCCCACACUCCCCCACUCCCCCCUGCUCCUCCUCCGACUGCCCGGCGGAUGUCUCCUCUCCUGCCAUGUUCUGCGGCGGAGCUCGGCCGAAGCCCGCUCCCUCCUCCCACCACAAACGUUCCGUGUCCAUGACCUGCCUGCCCCUGUACAACCGUCAGGUGGCCGACUCCUGCAUCAUCAGGGUGAGCGUGGACCUGGGCCACAACAACGGCAACAUGUACAAAAGCAUCCUGCUGACCAGCCAGGACAAAACUGCUCAGGUGAUUCAGAGGGCGCUGGAGAAGCAUCACCUGGAGGGCAUGGACUGGCAGGAGUUCACCCUGACACAGGUCAUCUCCCAGGGACGAGAGCUGCUCAUACCAGAAAAAGCAAACGUCUUCUACGCCAUGUCCACGACAGCCAACUUUGACUUUGUUCUUCGCCAGUUCCCCAAAGGCCAGAAGAAACCGCUGAGGGCCACUUCCAGCCUCGGACGAUACACAAAGUAGUCCACACACUCUGCACCUGGAAGAUGAGCCGCCUCCUAAGAUGCUCCUGGAAAUGGUUUUUAUUUUUAAUAGUUUUUAUUUACAAAAGCUUUCUCUGACAUGGUCCGUCCCUCAGUUGGAGACUGGUGAAGUAAAUGUUUUUAUGGCAGGGGGCGGGGUGAUGCAAAAGCACUUUAUGGAGAAGAAACUGAUGGAGCUUGAAAAGCACCUAGUUCAGACUGUUGCGGUUACCUGGGUAUUAAACUGAAAAAUAAAGCCGCUCCUUUCUCUUGGGGCUGUGUGGGCAGUUUUCUCACGAUGUGCAAACGUUGAUGGAUCCAGUAACUAUGUGGACCCGAAGACCCAGAAACACACUGCUCCAGCCACACAUGACCUGUCCAUCCUCGAACACUGAGGAAUGACCGAGCAUUUCCCAACACGACUGGGUGUUGUGCCAGCUGAGGACUGGGUGGGCGUGUUCUCCCUUCA